UGACCUUUUAUGGCGUGGUCAGUGGUGCAUGAUAGACCUGGAGGAACACUUGCCACUGUCACUGAGUUCAUGGUGAAUGGCUCUCUUAGACAUGUUUUUCUUAGUAAAGAAAGGCAAUGAUCGUCGUAAGCGACUCAUUAUUGCCAUGGAUGCAGCAUUUGGGAUGGAAUAUUUACAUUCAAAGAACAUUGUGCAUUUUGACUUAAAAUGUGACAAUCUGCUUGUCAACUUGAGAGACCCCAUACAGCCAAUUUUUUGCAAGGUUGGGGACUUUGGGUCGUCAAAGAUAAAAAGGAAUACCUUGGUUACUGGUGGUGUGAAUGGCUCUUCCAUGGAUGGCCCCGGAGCUAUUGAAUGGCAGUAGUAGUAAGGUUUCGGA
Molecule: messenger RNA, 379 nt
Organism: Hibiscus syriacus
Lineage: Eukaryota; Viridiplantae; Streptophyta; Magnoliopsida; Malvales; Malvaceae
Product: serine/threonine-protein kinase CTR1-like
Exons: 3
Coding region: 77-364 (95 amino acids)
Biological process (GO): protein phosphorylation; signal transduction
Cellular component (GO): cytoplasm
Molecular function (GO): protein kinase activity; ATP binding
Source: RefSeq, a predicted model, not a curated record